AAAAAACAUGAGUGUUUUCUCCUCUUUUCCUUCCUUCGCCUCUUCCCCUCUCCUCCCUCGGUCUGUCGUUCUUCUCCUCUCUCAGAGCCUCUCCCCUCUCGCUCUGUCCAUCCUAUCCCGUUUUCUCGUCUUUCCCCUCCGUCCCCUCUUCCCUCCGUCGCCUCUUCCCCUCUCCUCUCUCGGUCUCUCGAUCCUGUCCGCUCUCAGAGCCUCUCUCUCGCUCUCUCCAGCCUAUCUCGUUUUCUCUCCUCUUUCGCGUCCGUCGCCUCUUCCCCUCUCCUCUCUCGGUCUCUCGUUCCUCCCCUCUCUUGCUCUCUUGUUCUGUCGUUCCUCUCCUCUAUCGCUCUAUCUUCCUUCAGACGCAGGACCUCAGGCACCAUCUUCAACAGGAAAUUUCUGUUCUUCCCUCUUGGCUGCUCCUUUACUAAGGCAAUCAAACGGGGCCUGAAGAAAGAAAGAAAAAGGACUGGGAAAGGAAACAGAAGGAAGUCAUCAAGAGGGACUCCGGUGGAGUAGGGUCAACUGACGGUGCGAAGAGAGAGAGAGAAUGCACGGUAGACCGCGCAGGCCAUCGAAGGCGGCAGAUGCAGCGUCCAUUGCGAAGGCGGAACGCCUCCGCUCCCUCCAAGCCGACUUCCUGCGCUCUCAUCAGAACCAAAUUUAUACAAGGGAGGCUCUGGAGACGAGCUCAAAGCUCCUUCAGAUCAAUCCAGAAGCGUACACCGCCUGGAACUAUCGGAAGAUCGCCGUCAAUCGCUUGCUGGAAUCGGAAACCGACCAUGACAAAAUCAAAUCGAUCCUGGAUGAAGAACUGAGGGUGGUGGAGAACGCGCUUUGGCAGAAUCCCAAGUCUUACGGUGCGUGGCACCAUCGGAAAUGGGUGAUAAGCAAAGGGUUCUCAUCUCUUGAUCACGAAUUCAAGCUUUUGAAUGAAUUCUUGAAGAAGGAUACUCGCAAUUUUCAUGGAUGGAAUUAUCGAAGAUUUCUAGCGGCGUUGAAGAAUGCCACAUACGAGGAGGAGCUAGAAUAUAUGACGGAUAAAAUAAACAAAAGUAUUAGCAACUAUUCUGCAUGGCAUAACCGCAGUGUAAUUAAAUCUAAAUUGCUGAAGCAAGAGGCUGAGAGACACCUCUCCAAGGAGCAAACUUUAGCAGGAGAGUUUGAGCUUGUGGAUGGAGCUAUUUUCACAGACCCUGAUGAUCAAAGUGCGUGGUUUUAUCAUCUUUGGCUUCUGGAUGAAACAACUCAGUCUGAUAUUCCUAUUCUAACGGCUUCAUGGCCACCUCCUGGUUCAAAUCUGACGUUGGCUGCUGAUGGAGAAUUAGGUGUCUAUGUGUCUUCCCCCUACAAAUGUUUUUUCCCAAAGCAAGGAGAUUUUCCACUUCUCCUUCAUUUUAAUCAACCAGUUGAAAUGAUUAGUAACUCUGUUGUAACUGUAAAAUGUAUGGCUCUUAAGAAUGAAGAUCUUGUAUGGAGGCCGCUUUCAACUAGCAACAUGGAGAAGGCCAUCUCUUGGAUUACUUACUUGAGUUUCCCUGAUGAAUUUCUUAACAAUCAAAAUGUGUAUACUGUUGAAGUUUCUCUUAGACAUCCUCUUGGUGUGAUGUGCUCAGAAACUCAGUACAGCUCUCCUGCUCAAUUUGAGUUUACACUAAAUUUCCAGUCUAUUGAUAUCACGGGCAUCAAAAGUGAAUCAAGUAUUCAGAUGGUGAACUGGGAAGAUGAUCAAUUUCAUAAAAUUGGAAGUACUGAUGAACUUUUCACUCCUUUUGGUUUCCCUUUUGAUCAAAUAAGAGGUGGCACCUCUAUUCCAAUAACAUCAAAUUGGCAACGAAAUUCCUUGGAAAAUGAGAUCACAUGUUUCCACUGUCUGUCAUCAUCAUGUAAAAUUGGUAAGCUUACACUUGCACGGCUACUAAUGGCUCAUGAUGUGAUGGUUAAUGGGAUUCACUCCAAAAACCAGAUGACCCAUUCAGAGGAAGUUCUAGAACUCCUUGAUGAGUUGCAGCGAUCAGACACACCCCACACCAAACAUUACAAGGACCAACACAGCCUGGUAUUUCUUGAUCAGGUGACAUCAAAUAGAGAUGCUUUGACAAAGCAUUUCUGGCAUCAUAAAAGUUUAGCACGUUCAAAUCUUGAGCAGAAUGCGUGCCUACGUCUAAGCAAAUUGUCUAUAUCACAAAUUGGGUUCUUUGAGCGUUUAUCAUGGAUUCAGAUGCUAGAUCUUAGUCACAAUGAGCUCCAAAAUAUUGAAGGCCUGGAGGUCCUCCAACUUCUCACAUGCUUGAAUCUCAGCCAUAACAAGUUGAAAAGUUUCACAGCUCUAGAUCCGUUGAGACUGUUGAAGCUAUUGCGAGUGUUAGACAUAUCUAAUAAUGAGAUUGGUGCUCAUUCUAUUGACACUACAAGAUAUCUGUGUUGUUCCCCUCUAUCAAAUGGACGAGGAUGUGAAAUGAACAUGGAAGAGUUAGCAAACGACAAAUUGCAUGUGGUUCAUAGUUGGGAGCUCUUACUGAUGUUCAAGGAUUUACCUUUGAUACAAUUAGACAUGGCAGGAAAUCCAAGCUAUGAUGAGAAGUGCGAAAUGCUUCUGGAAAAAAUCAUCCCUUCGCUGAAAUGGCUUAAUGGUGUAUCAGUUAAUUGAUCCCCUGCUCCUAUAUGUUUGAUAAUCUUAUUUGGUUUAAUAUAAUUUAUAUUUUACAUUUUUAUAAUA
Nymphaea colorata (pocket water lily) is the source of this 2716-nucleotide messenger RNA. Its product is annotated as geranylgeranyl transferase type-2 subunit alpha 1. NCBI's taxonomy places the organism in Eukaryota, Viridiplantae, Streptophyta, Magnoliopsida, Nymphaeales, Nymphaeaceae. Bases 548 to 2647 code for a protein of 699 amino acids. Gene Ontology annotation, biological process: protein geranylgeranylation. The record is from RefSeq and is a predicted model, not a curated record. Gene Ontology annotation, molecular function: protein binding; Rab geranylgeranyltransferase activity. Gene Ontology annotation, cellular component: Rab-protein geranylgeranyltransferase complex; cytoplasm. The transcript has 9 exons.